Molecule: messenger RNA, 894 nt
Organism: Salvelinus sp. IW2-2015
Lineage: Eukaryota; Metazoa; Chordata; Actinopteri; Salmoniformes; Salmonidae
Source: RefSeq, a predicted model, not a curated record
UGGAAUGCUACAGGUGUGUUCUGAUGACCUGAGUACUGCCCUCACCUCUGAUGUGCAGUACUUCAAAGGUGAUGUCAUCACACGCCGCCACACGGUGGAGAUGUCAGAGAACUACAGAGACCAGCUGGCUAAGGCCGUGUACGGACGUCUCUUCAGCUUCCUAGUCAACAACAGUAACUACUACCUACAGGGACAGGACCACAGCACGGGAGAUCCAGCGCUUGAGAUUGGAAUCCUGGACAUCUUUGGAUUUGAGGAAUUCCAGAGGAAUGGAUUUGAGCAGCUGUGUGUGAACAUGACCAACGAGCGUGUAAGGCUGCACGUCUCAGAGGUGCUGUUCCAUCAGGAGCAGGCCGAGUGUCUACAGGAGGCCAUCGCCAUGGAGACGCUCCGGUCGCCCAGCAACCAACCCGCUGUUCUAGACUUUUUCUUCCUGAAGCCUCAGGGUCUGCUGUCUGUGAUGGAUGAGGAGAGUCAGUCGCUGAGACCUACAGAACAGACCCUCUACAAGAGACUGCAGUCACACCUCGACAACACACCCACACACGGUAUCUCCUUGACAACCAAGGACGGCAACGGCAACCCCCCGCCCAUAGACCAGGGUCCUGCCUUCACUGUGAAACACUACACAGGCCAAAUGGCCUAUGACCUCACAGGAACACUGGUGAAGAACAAGGACUCCCUCCCCAAAACCUGCUUCUUGUUCUGAAGUCCAGUGAGAGUGUGUUGGUGCAGCAGUUGUUCCAGUCCAAGCUGACCCAGACUGGGUCUCUGGUACCGGCCCAGGCCAGAAUGGCUCUGAGAGGGCCCAAAGCAGCCCUGCUCCUUCACAGGAUGUCAUCCCACUCCAGCAUCUCCCCAGCAGGCCACGAGCCCCAGAGGUACCUGGACCUC